This is a messenger RNA of Eriocheir sinensis (Chinese mitten crab), 5667 nucleotides long. RefSeq names its product wings apart-like protein homolog. NCBI's taxonomy places the organism in Eukaryota, Metazoa, Arthropoda, Malacostraca, Decapoda, Varunidae. Gene Ontology annotation, biological process: regulation of chromosome condensation. The record is from RefSeq and is a predicted model, not a curated record.
ACGAAAGUAGUGCGAGGGUAAAAUUGCUAGAUCGUCACACUCAGCGUCUUAUAUUUAUCCGAUUUCCGACCCCAAAACUGUCUCCUGCACCCCGAUGACGAGAUUCAAUUAUGGCUAUCGUCGGCAUCGUUAAUUCCUGACGUACUAUGGUAUUAGCUAAUCGUCGAAAACCGGUAAAUACGAGAAUCUGGCAACGGUGUGCGAGGGUCAGUGACGAGGGUAAUGGCGGACCAUGACAACACUCCGCUCUGUUUACCUCCUCCAGGACUGUGAUGACCGCCUUCUUAGCAUGGAACAGUGAUAUUAAAAGCAACCAUCAAGAUGAGUGGCAGAUACAGCAGGACGUACAGCCGGAAGAAAGCGGCUCCUCCUCCCAUUAGCCAGUUUGACAAAUUGGUGACGGACCCAGGCAGCAGCAACAGCACCAAGCCAUCGGCCACCAAGACAGCUGGCCACAUUGGCAAGUGGGGCAUCACCUCCUUCACAUCCCUGCGCAGCAUCAAUGGACUUGCUGGGAAAGAGGACACAAACAAACGAUUUCUUGAGGAUUCACCACCUUCAACAAUUGGUGACAGUGCCUACAGUUUUGACGGUGGGAAUCCUGCCAAUGGAGCUUCCCUUCAGGUGAAGCCUCCCAUCAAGACUUUCAGCAGACCAAGGAAGUUCUUCAAGUCCAGGAAUACAGAGGAGAUUCCUGAGGUCUCCAAGUCAAGUGUUGACAAAUUACCGGGGAAGACAAGUGAUGGCGUGUAUGGUGUGAAGGCCCCUCCUCUGGCUCCCUUUGAGAUACCAGACUCUAAUCAGGGGAGCCAGAGUGACCUUGGGCCAGCAAAGGGGAGUGCUGAGGCUGUGAGGGACAAUGUGUUCGACAAGCUUGUUACCGGCUCCUCAACCAAUAAGUCCAACAAUUCUGAAACAGUGACCACUUCAAGGUCAGGUAGUGGUAUUAAGUUAAAGAUCUUUAAGAGCAGAAAUGUGGCCUCGUGUUCUCAGGAAACCUAUUCAAGUACCGUAGAAUUGCCCAGUGAUGACUCUCACGCAGGCAGUGCCUCUACUAGCGUUGCCAGUUCUCCUUCCACUAAAGAUUUAAGUGAAGAAAACAGAGACUCUUCAGAGGAGCUUGCCCCCGCUGUCUCCCCACAGACUGAGUACAAAGACUUACAAGUCACUCUGCCAACUGUUUCAUCAGGGGUAACCAGUUACAGUUCUUCAGACAAAGACACACUGAGUAGGACAUUAAAUGAAACUCUAGAGUCUUCUUUUGAAUAUAACGAGAUCGUUGACCAGAGAACUGGCUUGCCGAUAGGCAUGUGUAAUGAGAAUCGGUUUAGAGUAUCAGGGAACAGAUCAAACAGUGAGACACCACAGUGUGAUGCCAAGGAAAUAGACGACUCCAAAUUUUCAAAAUCUGGUGAAUUGAACAAGUUUAUCAGAAAAAAAUUAUUAUCAACAUCUGAAAUAGACACUCAGCAAAGUGAGUUACCCAGUGAAAUCUGUGAUGCCGCAAUGCCUGAUUAUGAUGUGUUAAGUAUGGGAACGAGUGAUUUUGUGCAGCCACAGAAAACGCCGCCCAUGGAACGGGGCGGCAGCCCAUGCGUGUCCUCAAGUGCUGGUGAUGGAGAGAGUGAUAACUUUAAUCUCUUCGGCACAGACUUUGAUGAAAAUGAAAUUGUGGAUCGUACAAAUAUUGACUGUUCCAUUCCCGGAGAGCUUCCCUUCAAGGACGAGGGCAGCAUGGGAGACACGCAGGAAAUGGAGGACUUGUUAUUCUCAACUCAGGGUUCACUUGUCUCUUCACAUUCAUCUGGGGCAGCUAGCUAUGAGUCUUACAAGCUGGGCCAGCAGUCGAAGUCAGAGACGGAAGGCAUAAAAAAGCCUGGCCUGCCGCUUGUCAAGAAAAGGAGCAUCUUCAAGAGCAGGGACGCUGAUAGGGAUGCCAAGAAGAGGGCCACUUACACGCACAAGUGGCACAGCCAUGAAGAGAAGGAAGACAGUUCCAAGCAGCUCAUGCCCGUGCAGCAGACUGCUCAGAGCGCAUCAGCAGGAAGCUCAGCGUUUGAUGAUUUUGACUUUGAACCAACAUCAUUGAAGAGAGUUCACACGUGGCCCAGCUCCUCCACAGACCUUGAUGACUCCACAGACAACCAGUCUGUGACAAGCGUCAAGUGUGCUAAGAGUGCAAAGCAGUAUUAUACUGUGGUGAAGAAUGUCAAGAAGACCCACCAGCUUCAGGAGUCUGGGGAGUUCCAAGAGUUCAAUGAUGAUGUGGAAUACUUCCUGGAUGCCCUGCGCUCCUCCUACGCCGUAUCCACACGUUGCCUGGCGGCCAUCAACCUGGCGCAGAAGUGCAUGGUGCCCUCCUUCAGGAUGCACCUCCGGGCUCAUGGAACAGUCAUCAAGUUCUUCAGUGCCCUCUCUGAUGCUCACUCAGACAAUAGGCUGGCGAUCUGUGCAGCCACAGUCAUGUUCACGCUGAGCCAGGACCGCCUUAACAUGGACUUGGACAGGAACUCCCUGGAGCUGAUGCUCAACCUGCUGGACACUGAUGCAGAUGCUGCUGAAGAUGUCCCCCCUGUAGACGUGGCCUUCAUCAGCCAGAAUAAGAAGAAAAUCAGAGAGCUUUGCAAUGACAUGCAGAAAAAGGGUCAUGCAAAGCACCUUAAUUUGGAGAACAUUAAUGCUGGUCAUUUGGCCAUGGAAACGCUGCUGAGCCUGACAUCCAAGAGAGCCGGAGAGUGGUUCAAGGAGGAGCUGCGGGAGCUGGGUGGGGUGGAGCACCUGGUGCGCACCAUAACCUCCUGUACUGAGGCGUUCUCACCUGACCUGGAGACCUGGACUCACCCCCUGCUGGAGAAACUGUCCAAGGUUGAUCGCUGCCUCAAGGUUCUAGAAAAUGUAACACAUCAGAACGCUGCCAACCAAGAGUACCUACUUCUGUACCAAGGUGGGAUCUUCCCAGAGAAACUGAUGAGCCUCUACAGAAUGUGUCACGUGGAUGUCCCUCUUUACCCCACCAGUGAGGCCAAGACCCAGAACACUUCUGUUGGUGGCAUGUCCACUGGGCAACUCUUGGUGCAGACUCUGCUCACGACCAUCAAGGUCCUCAUCAACCUCACCCACAGCUCAGGCAAAGAAGCUAUGGGCAGCAAGUUGUUGGGUAAUCAGCAAGACCUGUAUGAUAUCACCCUCUACUGCUUGUUGAUUAUGCCAAAGCACUUGCAAAAUGACAAGAGGUUCGAGCUGAUUAUUCUUGCUUGUUGCUUGCUCCUCAAUUUGGUAGAACACAGCAAGUUCAACCGGACCAUGCUCAGAAAGACCAAAGUUUUUGACGUCAUGGAUGGUGAUAAUGAUGACAUAUUCUCAUGUCCUCGGGAGAAGAAAGGUGCCAUGGAGGCGUUGGUGGAGCUGUUCUAUCGCAGUGAGGAGAGUGCACGCCAGCAGGAGGCUCACACCGAUGACAUUAUUGAUAAUGAUCUGACAGAACAAAGCAAACAGAAAGAUGAAGACAAGAAGGAAGAUGAAAUUGAAGAGACUGUAGCAAAAUUGCUGCAGAAGGCUGGCCACCACAUGGAAGACACCUUAAUAGCAGCAUACACUGCCCUGCUGACUGGCUACUGCAUCAUGGAGGAUGAGGACUGUGAAGCUGAGAUCCGAGCCAUGCUACCUGAUGGAAACUUCAGCUUGAUGGUGACUGUGCUGAAGAAGUUUCUUCGGUUCAUGGAUCUCACAGCCUCUACAAGUCUGCUGAGCUUGAAGCCGACAGAGCGGGUUGUGAAGCACAUGGAGAAGCUGGACCAAGCGCCCGAAGACGAGGCCGAAAUUGAAAGGAAAAAGCAAGAAGCCAAAGAACUUGAACUUGAUGCUUUUGGGUUUUAAGGCCACUAUUGUUACCCUAAGUAAAUCUCUGUGCUCACCAUAAAUUAAUUUAUUUCAAUUGUAUAAAUGAGUUACCCAUUUGUGUAUCAAAUUCAAUAAUAAAUAUUUUAUUUAAAACAGUAGUUUAAGGGUCAUGAUUUUAUUUGCUUAAUUUCAUAAUAACAUUAUUCCUGUAGCAUGUGAUGUUAAAGACCAGAGGAGAACGAAGAUAUAUUGGGAUUAUGCAGCUUUGGUGGCCUCUAGUGUUUCAUAUUUGGACCAGCUCCUCUUUCACCUGGUGUUAUUAUCUGCAGCGCCAAGAGUACAAUUUGCAUUUUCCCCUCGUAUAUUACUGUAGUGUAGGGUAGGUAGUGCAAUACACGCAUCAUCCAUUACUCUGCCCUUCACUCUUCACUGGCCGACCAAAACCAAAGAUAACAGCCCUUGACGACCCUUACGAAUCAUCAGUGGCAGCAUCCUUGUCCCGCAGCAGAGUGUCAGACCAAGAGUGAAGAGACUUAUAGUUGGCAGUGUUACACUAGUGUAUAGUGGAGUAGUGUCUUUUACAUUUUAAAUAUAAAUUCUCGAAGAGACUAUUUUUUUGUCAAGGAAAACUUUUGUGUGUUACUACUGUAAUGGUGACUGUUCCCAGUGACUGAGGAUCACACCCAGUCAUUGACUUGUAAUAAGCACCUCAGUAUCUCACUUCAUUUUACUAAAGCAGGAAGUUGAUGUCUUGGUAAAGGCUAAGGAGUUAAAUAUAAACCCAACCACCCAAUAAAGAGUAGACUUGUGUGGCUGUCAGGCCAGUGACUGGGUGAGCCUCAGAAGAAUGUAAGGAUUUUAUGAGAGUUGUUUUUGCUUUACAAAUGAAUGAUUCUGUACUUCUCUGCAUAUGCAUGAGAGAAGGCUCAUAAGGGGGAGGGGGUGACCAGAAGUACAGAGUUGUCAGGAAAAUUCUACCAGUGACCUGAUUUUUUUUAGUGAAGAGUGUGCAUUCAUGUCCUUAGGGUUAUUUUUGUCCACUAGUGUGAUAGUUGGAGUAUACAAACAUGCAGUUAUCAUUGUUUCAUAUACAUUUCCACAAACCACAUUACCCUGUUUUUCUAUUUGCACCUGAUGUGUAUAUUCAAAUGGGUUCCUAAUGUGAGCCAACUAUUCCUUUAUGUAGUAACUUUCCCAGAGAUCUCAGAAUAUAAAAUUUUAUGUUGAUUAAACUGUGUCUUUGCAUUGCCCUUCAGGAAACAUUGCAAAGUGAAUGGAACCUAAAUCAACGUUGUAUGUGACGACGUAAUUAACACAUUAAAAAAAAGUCACCUGGAUUGCCAAUGCACCACCUUUAUAGUGUUUUGUCAUCAAUGUUUGUAAUAUUUAGUAAAAAAAACUGAAAAAGUCAAGUCAUUAGACCGUAUUCUUAAAUGUAUUGGCUCCUCAGUUUGCCUGUUUGAAAAGCCUCUUGUAGAAAAGUUGCUGGGAUUUUUGUGGACUUUUGUCAAUCCAGUGAUAUUUACCUGACUGAAACAUCUUGAAGAGGAAGAAAUCACCCAGGAAAACCCAAUUAAUCUCUGUCGCCUUGGAAAACAGUCAUAAUGGGAGCCCAAUACGUUUAAGAAUAUGGACCAUUGUAUUGACCAAGUGUCCCAAGCAAGGUCGAUGAGGCAGCAAAGACGGACGGACAGACCCUCACGCAGCGCUGAGGUCACCUGGGGAGCCGAUAUCAGCCUGUGUUCUUUUCCUGUCACUUAAGCCGGAGAUGUGCGUUUGGUCCACUUUUGUAUCCAUAUUGGUGUAAAUACAACAUACACAAAGGAA